AUGGAGGAGAGAUCACCACUUCUUCGCCUAUCGCCAGAGCUUCGAAACCUCAUAUAUGAAUAUGCACUCACCGAACCAACUUCACAAGAAUCGGAUUUCCUCAUGCCGCCGCCGGCACUGACAAGAACUUGCAAUCGAAUCCGACAAGAAUCCCUGCUGCUCUAUUAUACUCUCAACGAUUCCCACUUGUCCAUUCCUCGCGAUGGAGCCUAUCCCAUCGCCCAAGCACUUUCCAAAUCCCACUUCCUCACAGCACAAGGACAACGAAUAGUGCAAUCGAUCCCACUUCUCAAAAUUACAUAUCAUCUGUCCUCGAUGGAGAAUAUGCCAGCAUCCCUAGGAGUCGGCUUCAAAGUCCAGGGUGGAUGGGUUGAUCUUGCCGAAGCCCUCGCACGUGUAGGUUUCCGGAGAGAGCAGGUUGAAUGGAAAGCUGUGAGUGAUAGGCGAUUCUCACAUCCAGCAUUGGGAGGAAAUUAUUAUCAUUACUUGGCCGAGAGUGCGAGGGUGAGGGUCCUGGGGGAGGUGAUGAACAAGGAUUGGGAGGAGGCUGUGAAGAGCUUGUCGAAGGUGGAAAUAAAGCCGGAGUCAUAG
Cercospora beticola is the source of this 591-nucleotide messenger RNA. NCBI's taxonomy places the organism in Eukaryota, Fungi, Ascomycota, Dothideomycetes, Mycosphaerellales, Mycosphaerellaceae. The record is from RefSeq and is a predicted model, not a curated record.